GUUCUCUAACAACAAAGGUUCCAUGGUGCACAUUUAUAGCCAAUUCUGAUAAGAAUUUUACCUACAGCCCAUCUACUUCGGCUGACCAGGAAGAACGGUCCCCGUAUUAUCAUUAAUAUUCAUAUGACAUUUCUUAUAACCAUUGUGGCAUGCUGAGAGGAAUUUGGUUUUUCUAAUCUCCCCCUCGUUCCCUAGCGCCUGGAAAUUGUACUCGACUUCUAUUGGCGUUGAAAAUCUCAUUCGGACUGUCCAGAACGUAAUGUGGUGAAAUGCGUUCCUCGUUUCUUCGACAUUAAUGGACAUGAAAUCUACGAACUUCGGCGCCGUCUCAUCCUGCGUUCUCUUUUCUUCCAUACAGAGCAAUGGCAAAACAAAGAGCCAGAAACAACAGAACCAGAACCAGAAACACAAACACAAUCGCAAUGGCCAGAGCAGGAAAAGGAAACUCUCGUUCCCAAAAUCAUCUCCAACUCCACUCCUAAUCAACCAGAAGCCUCAACCCCGGACGAAACUCCAAGCGCUCAACACCUUGGUCGACGAACUAGAAGCAGCAGUAGAGAACGGAAUAAAGCUCGACGCCCAAACCUUCUCUUCACUCCUAGAGACAUGCUUCAGGCUACAGGCCGCCGACCACGGUUUCCGGGUUCACCGCCUUUUACCGGAGAAGCUUCUGCGCAAGAACGCCGGCCUUUCCUCCAAACUGCUGAGACUGUAUGCGUCCGGCGGACACAUGGAGGAAGCCCACCAGUUGUUCGAUCGAAUGCCUAAGAGAAAUGCAUCUGCUUUUCCUUGGAACUCACUUAUAUCGGGGUAUGCUGAACUGGGUUUAUACGAGGAUGCCAUGGCGCUUUACUUCCAAAUGGUGGAAGAAGGGGUUGAACCGGACGGUUUCACCUUCCCCCGCGUGCUGAAAGCUUGCAGUGGAAUUGGGUCGAUUCGGGUCGGUGAGGAAGUUCAUCGGCAAGUCGUUCGCUGUGGCUUUUGGGGCGAUGGCUUCGUGCUCAAUGCUCUUGUUGACAUGUACGCCAAAUGUGGCGACAUUGUGAAGGCCCGCAGGGUGUUCGACAAAAUAGCUUCUCGGGACGUGGUUUCGUGGAAUUCGAUGCUUACUGGUUACAGUUGCCAUGGGCUUUCGGCGGAAGCGAUGGAUAUCUUUCGCCAGAUGAUACAAAAUGGAUGCGAACCAGACACAAUUAGCAUAUCCACUGUUCUUACUUGCGUAUCAUCGUCUUUGCUACUCGGAACCCAAGUUCAUGGUUGGAUGCUUCGGCGAGGACUUGAAUGGAAUCUGUCAGUUGCCAAUUCUUUGAUCGUUUUGUACUCUAAUCACGACAAGUUGGAUCACGCACGUUGGUUGUUCGACGAAAUGCCUGAAAGGGAUGUUGUAUCUUGGAAUUCGAUAAUUUCAGCCCAUUGCAAAGACCCAGAAGCCCUAAAUUACUUCAGCCGGAUGGAAAGUGUUGGAGCUUUGCCAGACAGCAUCACAUUCGUGUGUCUGCUUUCGGCUUGUGCCCAAUCGGGUUUGUUGAAGGAAGGAGAGAGGCUGUUUUCUCUUAUGAGAGAGAGAUAUGGAAUUAGUCCGAUCAUGGAGCACUACGCUUGCAUGGUGAAUCUUUAUGGAAGAGCUGGGUUAAUCAGUGAGGCUUAUGAAAUUGUGGAGAAGAAGAUGGAAUUUGAGGGUGGUCCAACAGUUUGGGGAGCAUUGCUGUAUGCUUGCUGCCUUCACGGCAAUGUGGAUGUUGGGGAGGUGGCUGCCCAAAGACUGUUUGAGUUGGAGCCGGACAAUGAGCAUAAUUUUAAGCUUCUGAUGAAGGUCUAUGCCUGCGCAGGAAGGUUGGAGGACGUGGAGAGAGUGAGGAUGAUGAUGGUGGAAAGAGGGUUGGACUCGUAGACUGGUUUGCUUUUCCAAGGUUUUGUGCUCCAUGUCAAAGCAUUCAUUAUUUUCUUUUAAGGGUUAAGACUAGUGAUUAAGAAGUUAUAAUUGUCUCUUUUAUAUUAGAGUUGAAUUUCUUUGGAUGAGUUCACAAAGAUUUCUAUA
Molecule: messenger RNA, 2038 nt
Organism: Diospyros lotus (date-plum)
Lineage: Eukaryota; Viridiplantae; Streptophyta; Magnoliopsida; Ericales; Ebenaceae
Product: pentatricopeptide repeat-containing protein At4g25270, chloroplastic
Exons: 2
Coding region: 296-1891 (531 amino acids)
Biological process (GO): RNA modification
Molecular function (GO): RNA binding; protein binding
Source: RefSeq, a predicted model, not a curated record